AUGCAUUCCAAUGAAGGUGCUGAUUCUGACGAGACAACAAAUUCAACAGUACGUCCAAUUAAAUCAGCUACAUUUUCAAUAAUAGGAAACGGUGAUAAUGAUCGAAUUAUGUAUGGGGAACGUAAACAAAGUCUACUUGAUGAAAAAGCAUUACGUGAAGAUGAUACAACAUUAAUACGUGAUCAACGUAUUCAAACAAUAAGUCGAAGCUAUGAAGUUAUUUUAGAGAGUAUUGGAGAAGAUCCGUUAAGAGAAGGACUUCUUAAAACACCAAAACGUGCUGCUGAAGCAUUGGUUUUUUUUACAAAAGGUUAUGAACAAUCUAUUCGAGAUGUUGUUAGUGAUGCUAUAUUUGACGAAGAAUGUGAAAAUAUGGUUGUCGUGAAAGAAAUUGACAUUUAUUCAUUAUGUGAACAUCAUAUGGUGCCUUUUUUCGGCAAAGUAUCUGUUGGUUAUUUACCUAAUAAACGAGUACUUGGCUUAAGUAAAAUAGCAAGAAUUGUCGAAGUAUUUAGUCGACGUUUACAAGUACAAGAACGUUUAACACGACAAAUCGCAGAAGCUAUUGCUGAAGCUAUUCAACCAAGAGGUGUAGCUGUUAUCGUUGAAUGCAUUCAUAUGUGUAUGGUUAUGCGAGGUGCUGAGAAAGUGAAUUCACGUACAACAACAUCAGCAAUGCUUGGUGUUUUUCGUGAAGAUCCAAAAUCACGCGAAGAAUUUUUAUCAAUUGGUCGUAUCGCUCCAUUUUAA
This is a messenger RNA of Rotaria sp. Silwood2, 750 nucleotides long. The record is from the annotation of a GenBank genome assembly. NCBI's taxonomy places the organism in Eukaryota, Metazoa, Rotifera, Eurotatoria, Philodinida, Philodinidae.